GUCGAAACUUCUGUUGUGACUGCGUGGGGUCCAUAUGCGAAUGAUCAUGACCAUAUCGAAAACUACUUUGUGGAAUCAUGGGGUGAGUUGGUGUUGCCGAUCGUGCUGGACUAUAUAACUGCAGUCAAAAUGAACUUAUUCUCUCGUACUUAACUGCCACUUGUCUGCAACAAAUUCUAUUGGGCUUUCAAUAUUUCAUCAUUUUACUCGUACCGUACAGCGCUAUUCAACAGCUUCAUAUAGCGAUUUCGAUGAGAUAGCAGCCACUCCGAAGACAUGUCUUCGUCAAAUGAAACAAUAUAUCGAGGUUUCUGGACGAAUUACUCAAAGGGGGAAGUCGGUGGAUUGACUCUUACACUUACCACCCGCAAUGGAGGGAUUCUGAUUGCCGUACUUGCAAUCUUCAUUCAACUCAUUGGUGUCCAGAGCUGGGGCAUCGUUCGAUUUAUCACUCACCAGCUACGUGCAACUACACAAGCUAGAAGUGGACUAUAUCACCAGCAACAAGCAAUAUUGAGAAACGACAACUCUGAUACCAGCACUGUCUGGGAGCUCACCAGGACCGCAUAUGCUUGGCGAUCGCAAUCUCCGAAGAGUUUCCAAAAUUCCAUUGCCUUGGUCUCAAUAGGGAUCCUUCAUCUUCUUGCUUUCGGAGCUACCAGUAUCUUAGCCUCGCACAUUACAACAACUGACAGCCAAGUCCUUGUUGCUCAAAGUCCUCAUUGCGGGCCAUGGGAAGCAGAAGUCAACAAUCCACUUUCCCCUGUAUCGAUGAUCGCAGACAGCUAUGGCUUUCUUACCAUGCAAUCAAGCGGGAAGUACGUGGAAAACUGUUUAGCGGAGUCGGCUUCUCUCCCGGAAUGCGAUAUGUUCAAACGCCUGGAAUUGAAUUGGACCUCGACCACAAACCAACCGUGCCCUUUUGGCGAUAUGUGUCUUGGUCCAGCGAAUGGUUCUUUAUACAUGGACACCGGCUAUGUCGACUCUCGUGAUGACCUGGGAAUCAACGGAAAAGACGAAGACCGCAUUCAAUGGAGGCGGAACGCGACCUGCGUUCCUAUCAAAACCGAUGGCUUCAGUACAAACGGCACGAGCGUUGUUAACUACAAAGAUCCACACUACUACGGUCGUAAUAACUUCAACUACACAGCCCUAUUCUACGGACCAAUGUAUGGAUCUCCCAGUGAAUGGGGAAUGGAUGAUCCCGCUUUGCAAAAUGCCACCUACAUUUAUACAAACUUCUAUGACAUCAAAAUCCAUUCAUUCAGUUCUUCGGUAGCACCAUAUCAAGUGGAAACUCAGAUUGUAGACGAAACUCAGUCGUCAUUUAUACCUAUGCCUGCCUUGUCUGUGCCAAAUGCCACUCUCGACUUAGCGUUUGCUACAUAUUUCUCAUGCUACACCGAGCCAAGUGAUGACCUCUGGCUUGGUGCCCAUCUUAACACCACGGUUUCUCGCUUGGGCUCCAACGAAACAAUGGAGGUAUAUGUUCAAGACAAAGUGGUAUCAGUUCUCGCUUGUCUUGAGCAGCAACAAAUCUGCAACCCCACACCUUCUCCAGACAACGAAUCAAACUGUACCCGUUUUCGGCCCAUUUCUCAUAUAUUUGAGGAUGAGGAACUUAUGGCAGUUUUGAGCAAUGGUCGUCAGUUCACGAUGGCAACAGCGAUUCUGGAUCAAGUCACGGGGUCUAAUCUCGAUUACGCCAUGAACUUUGUACCACUUCUAGCUCAAAGCUUGGUUCAGAGUGGAAUAUCACUGCCACUGGCUCCAAAUCAAUGGAUCCUCGAGGCAGAGAACUGGUUCCGUGUCGGCCUCUCCAACCUUCAGCGUCUCAUGGCAGAUUAUAUCACGGGCCCACCCCCUCAAUAUUGGCAGUAUAUCCCUCUCGACCAGGCGAAGAACGACACGGACCUGAAUUGGAUGUGUGGAAACCAAAUUAUGCGGCGAAGCGACUACAUCAACUUUCGUACUCUAUCCAUCUUUCUGAUUUUUGCUUUUGGAAUCAUCAUAUUUGUGGUGAACCAGACCCUUGAGACUGCGGUGGGCUCGUUCCGUGUGAGAUGGAAAGGAGGCCGACUCUGGAGACAGCGUGCAUGGUGGGCGGAUGGAACACUGCAGCUUCAAAGACGUGCUUUCGAAGGAAUGGGAAUUGGAAAGUGGGAGUUGGAUGAGUGGAAUAGAGUGCCAGUAACAACAGAGAAGAAGACAUUUAGCGCGCUAAGGAAUUGGGACGAGAUGCUUUCACCCGUUGUAGGGCAAAAGAGUACUAGUAGUAUGGAGAAACAACACUCUUCCACGACUAAGAAGAUAAACGAGGUGGUACAAGUAGUCACGAAUGAUUCUACUACAAGGACGGAGGAGACGCAGAUGGGCAGAACCAACAGUGGACGGCCUUUCUCGAUCUAAGACUAUCUGGACUAAAUACAGUUCUAGCGGUCGGAGAAGCGAUGGAUGAAGUAUGUUUCCUUCUGUCUUAGCGCCACGUGGAAAUUGUUCGGAUGCUGGGUUCCUAGACUUCUGCAUUUGAGAUAUACAAACU
Molecule: messenger RNA, 2542 nt
Organism: Mollisia scopiformis
Lineage: Eukaryota; Fungi; Ascomycota; Leotiomycetes; Helotiales; Mollisiaceae
Exons: 3
Coding region: 277-2409 (710 amino acids)
Source: RefSeq, a predicted model, not a curated record